Messenger RNA from Prunus avium (sweet cherry), 4816 nucleotides. It is a transcript of the gene NRPC1, whose product is annotated as nuclear RNA polymerase C1. NCBI's taxonomy places the organism in Eukaryota, Viridiplantae, Streptophyta, Magnoliopsida, Rosales, Rosaceae. The record is from RefSeq and is a predicted model, not a curated record. Gene Ontology annotation, molecular function: DNA binding; DNA-directed RNA polymerase activity. Gene Ontology annotation, biological process: DNA-templated transcription.
AGAUCCGCUCCCGCCUAAAACCCCAACCCAAAACCUAACCUAAAACCUUUCUGAGCUCUCGUCCCCUUCUCUCGAAGUAGUCUUUUUGUGGUGUUGAUCAAUGAGGACGAUGAAUAGAGGCCAAGCCAAGACCCUAAUCUUCACCAAACAGCCCUUCAUCGAAGACGAAGGGCAUCGUAAAAUAGAAAAAUGGCAAUUCAGCGCCAUGUCCGACACGGAGAUUGUCAAUAUGGCUGAAACUCAAAUUUAUAAAUGCAAUUAUUAUGAUCCCAAUCAAAAGCCUAUCGAAGGCGGCUUAUUGGACCCCCGCUUGGGCCCAGCAAAUAAGAGUAGUGGUGAGUGUGCGACAUGUGGUGCGGUAAUGAAGGACUGUCCAGGGCACUUUGGAUUCUUGGUGCUUGCCCUCCCUGUCUUGAAUGUUGGAUAUUUAAGUACUAUUGUGGACAUUUUGAAGUGCAUUUGCAAGUUAUGUUCUGGCAUACUUUUGGAGGAGGGAAUGCGCAAUGACUUUUUGAAGAAGAUGAGAAGUCCCAAGAUGGAGCCUUUGAGGAAAACUGAGUUGAUGAAAAAGAUAGUGAAGAAGUGUAAUAACUUGGCAACCAAUUAUAGACCAGUGAAGUGCUCCAAAUGUGGAUUUAUAAAUGGUUCAGUGAAGAAGGCCGUGGGUGUGCUGGGCAUUAUUCAUGAUCGUUCAAAACUUAAUGGUGUUAUGGAUGACUUUCGAACAACACUUUCUCACACGAAAGAGUCGAAGGCAUCCUUUAAUGUGGCAACUCAUAUGCUAAACCCUGCUAGAAUUUAUUCUCUGUUUAAAAGGAUGGUUGAUGAGGACUGCGAGUUGCUUAAUCUUUCGAAUAGACCAGAGAACCUCAUCAUGAAAAACAUUGCUGUGCCACCUAUAGCUAUUCGGCCUUCUGUUAUUGUGGAUAGAUCACUGAGCAAUGAAAAUGACAUUACAGAGAGGUUAAAGAGAAUUAUUCAAUCCAAUGCUAUUCUUAGACGGGAUUUAUUAGAAGCAAAAUCUGCACCCAAAUGUUUGGCUAGUUGGGAUAUACUUCAAGUUGAGGUUGCACAGUAUAUAAAUAGUGACGUUCGUGGUGUUCCCUUUUCCAUGCAAACUGCCAAGCCAUUGAGUGGUUUUGUGCAGCGGCUCAAAGGGAAGGGGGGGCGCUUUCGUGGUAAUUUAUCAGGGAAGCGUGUUGAAUAUACUGGCAGAACUGUUAUAUCACCUGACCCUAAUUUGAAAAUCACUGAGGUUGGAAUCCCUAUCAAAAUGGCUCAAAUAUUAACUUAUCCAGAACGUGUUUCCCAUCAUAAUAUUGAGAAGUUGAGGCAGUGUGUCAGUAAUGGACCUGAUAAGUACCCUGGUGCCAGAAUGCUCAGAAAUCCUGAUGGCACUGAAUGGUCCUUAAAGGUUAACAGAAAGAAUGCUGCUGAUGGACUCAAAUAUGGUGACAUAGUUGAACGUCAUCUAGAAGAUGGGGACAUUGUUCUUUUCAACAGACAACCAAGCUUGCAUCGGAUGUCUAUCAUGUGCCAUAGGGCUAAGGUUAUGCCUUGGAGAACAUUGAGGUUUAAUGAAUCUGUUUGCAACCCUUACAAUGCUGAUUUUGAUGGUGAUGAAAUGAAUAUGCAUGUCCCACAAACAGAGGAGGCUCGGACAGAGGCUGUUAUGUUGAUGGGGGUGCAAAACAAUCUAUGCACUCCGAAAAAUGGAGAAGUUUUGGUUGCUUCCACUCAAGAUUUUCUAACAUCCUCUUUCCUUAUAACAAGGAAGGACACAUUUUAUGACCGUGCAUCCUUUUCACUCAUGUGUUCAUAUAUGGGGGAUGGAACGGAUCCUGUUGACUUGCCAACACCUGCUGUAAUUAAGCCAAUAGAGCUAUGGACGGGAAAGCAAUUAUUUAGCGUUCUAGUACGCCCAAAUUCAAAUGUGAGAGUCUAUCUAAAUUUUACUGUUAAUGAGAAAUCAUACAGCAAGACUGAAGAUGGAGGACCUGAAGCAAUGUGCCCAAAUGAUGGGUUUGUUUAUUUUCGUAACAGUGAGCUCAUAGCUGGCCAACUUGGGAAGGGUACUUUAGGAAAUGGCAAUAAGGAUGGACUUUACUCUGUACUUCUCAGAGACUAUAAAGCUCAUGCGGCUGCUUCUUGCAUGAAUCGCCUCGCUAAGUUAAGUGCUCGGUGGAUUGGUAAUCACGGAUUCUCAAUUGGGAUUAGCGAUGUACAACCAAGUGACAUUUUGUACAAUGAAAAGGAAAAGAUAAUUAAGGAAGGUUAUAACAAAUGUGCUGGUAAGAUAGAGUUAUAUAAUGAAGGACAGCUACCACUUGAACCCGGUUGUGAUGCGGCACAAUCACUUGAGUCUGGGAUAACUAAAAUAUUAAACAAUAUUAGAGAUCAAACUGGAAAGUUGUGCAUGCAAACGCUACAUUGGAGAAACAGUCCCUUGAUCAUGUCCCAGUGUGGUUCUAAAGGAUCUCCUAUCAAUAUUAGCCAGAUGAUUGCCUGUGUUGGUCAACAAUCGGUUGGUGGUCGUCGUGCACCUAAUGGAUUCAUAGAUCGAAGCCUUCCUCACUUCCCUAGAAAUGCAAAAACCCCUGCAGCUAAAGGCUUUGUUGCUAGUUCCUUUUACAGUGGCUUGACAGCUACAGAGUUCUUUUUCCAUACUAUGGGCGGGCGAGAGGGGCUUGUCGAUACAGCUGUGAAAACAGCUGACACUGGGUACAUGUCUCGUAGAUUGUCGAAAAUUUUAGAGGACCUAUCUGUCCAGUAUGAUAACACAGUACGGAAUGCAAGUGGAUGCAUAGUUCAAUUUUGUUAUGGGGAUGACGGUAUGGAUCCUGCAAUGAUGGAAGGAGAAGGGGGAGCUCCUUUAGAUUUUCGUCGAUUGUUUUUGAAAGCUAAGGCCACAUGUCCUGCUGGAGAAAAUGAAAGCUUGUCCCUUGAAGAAGUGUCUGAGAUCGUGAAAGACCGGCUUUCAAAACAAGAUAUGACUCCUGAUCAUGGUUGCUCUGCAGGUUUCAAAAGUUCUUUAGAGGAAUUCCUGGAUAAAUAUGCAAAAGCAUUAAGAAAAACACAUGAUACUUUUGUGUUGGAUCAAAGUCCGGCUUGGAAGGAAAAGUCUGCUAGUCUGGAGAAGAUUGUCCAAAAUAUUUCUGGUGUUACUUGUAAACAGCUCGAGGUUUUUCUCAAUACUUGCAUUUCUCGUUAUCAUUCAAAAAAAGUCGAAGCUGGAACAGCAAUUGGAGUAAUUGGAGCUCAAAGUAUUGGCGAACCUGGGACACAGAUGACACUGAAAACUUUUCACUUUGCUGGGGUUGCAAGCAUGAACGUUACACUUGGAGUCCCUCGUAUCAAGGAAAUAAUAAACGGAGCAAAAAAGAUCAGUACACCCAUUGUCACUGCAAUACUUGAGCAUAAUAAUAAUGCGAAAUUUGCACGGGUAGUGGCAGGUCGGAUUGAGAAAACAAUUCUUGGGCAGGUCUCUAAGAGUAUAAAAAUUGUAAUGACUUCAAGAUCGGCAUCCAUAGUCAUCACUCUUGAUAUGGUCAUGAUUCAAGAUGCACACUUGUCUAUAGAUGCUAAUGUCGUAAAAGAAUCAAUUUUACGAACUCCGAGAAUCAAACUGAAGCAAGAGCAUGUUAAGGUUUUGGAUAUCAGAAAAUUGGAAAUCCUUCCUCAGGAGGCUGAUAGAAGUAGACUCCAUUUUAACCUCUACUAUUUAAAGAGUAUGCUCCCAAAAGUUAUAGUAAGGGGUAUAAGCACUGUUCAACGUGUUGUCAUUGAUGCAAAAGAAGUUAAAAAGAAUAAAAAGGAUCUUGAAGUUACAUGCGCUGAUGGUGAUAAAAGAGAAGAAAAGGAGUACAAGUUGUUUGCAGAAGGCACGGGUCUUCUGGCAGUAAUGGGCACUGAAGGAGUUGAUGGUUGUAAAACCACAAGUAAUGAUGUUAUGGAAGUGCAGCGGACACUUGGAAUUGAAGCUGCGAGAGUUUGUAUCAUUGAGGAGAUAAAGCAUACUAUGAAAUCGCAUGGAAUGAACAUAGAUGAUCGCCAUAUGAUUUUUUUAGCAGAUGUGAUGACGUAUCGGGGUGAAGUUCUUGGAAUCACAAGAUUCGGUGUUCAGAAGAUGGACAAAAGUGUUUUGAUGAUGGCUUCAUUUGAGCGGACAGAUGAUAUUCUAUUUAAUGCAUGCGUAAAUGGGAGAGUUGACAAGGUUGAAGGAGUAAGUGAAAGCAUAAUCAUGGGUAUACCAAUGCAGAUAGGCACUGGAAUAUUUAAAGUUAGACAAAGAGUUUCUUCUGAUUUGAGGCAGCCCACAUAUUUGGGACCAAAUUCAGACGUGGAACUGCAUUACGGGCCACGCCCAAGUCUAACUUGAGCGGAAGAAAAAGUAGUUGUAAAUCAUCUCAUUUCACCAAAGCAAAUGCAUAUGUUGCCUUCAUGUAUAUGAGAAUUGACUGAAGCAUUGUGAUGGUCCCGGAAGACUAGUUUAGAAUGUCAAAUGAAGAUGGGGGGCGUGGUAGCAAUCCAAUCUUCAGCUUGAUUACCAGAUCAUGCACAUGCUCUGCUAAUUGAACUGAGAAUGUUGAAUGAAGAUGGGAGACAUGGUACAUGUCAGAUUUCUAGUCAUUUGAUGUAAACUUGUCAGAUUCAUUGCAGCUUUAACUUGCCUACAAGAUUUGUGCAAAGACAAGUAGUUUUCCCAAUUUAACAUUAUACUCGGUACUGUAUACUUUGUAUAUACUUUUGAUAGUUUUGAGCUUCAAAAUUGGCAUCAUGCAACUUUGAUAGAGUGAAUGUUGAGAAACCUGAAAAA